Telopea speciosissima is the source of this 3485-nucleotide messenger RNA. RefSeq names its product PH, RCC1 and FYVE domains-containing protein 1-like. The record is from RefSeq and is a predicted model, not a curated record. Gene Ontology annotation, molecular function: metal ion binding. NCBI's taxonomy places the organism in Eukaryota, Viridiplantae, Streptophyta, Magnoliopsida, Proteales, Proteaceae. The transcript is spliced from 9 exons. Bases 160 to 3483 code for a protein of 1107 amino acids.
GUUUUCUCUGCAAAGCAAACAGUAGCAGAAGAAUCUGCAUACUUCACUCUCACACAUUCCCUUGAUAAAGUUCUCAUUUUGGGGAACCAAAGCCUCACUUCUCUACCCUUAGCUGUUGCUAUCUGGCUUCUCUUUUUGUGAUCUUCUCUUCCAUGAAAAAUGCUGGAAAAGAAGCUCCUAAGGAGGAUGGGUGAAGAAUCAGUAACAACAGACAGAGCAGUUGAACAGGCAAUUGUUUCACUGAAGAAGGGUGCACAUCUUUUGAAGUUUGGUCGGAAAGGAAAGCCAAAAUUUUGCCCUUUCAGGCUAUCUACGGAUGAGAAGCUUUUAAUAUGGUAUUCGGGGAAGGAAGCAAGAGAAUUAAGGUUGAGCGCAGUUACAAACAUUACCCGUGGGCAGGAAACUGUAAAUUUUCAGAGGCACCCUCAACCAGAAAAGGAGCCACAGUCAUUUUCACUUGUUUAUGCAAAUGGUGAAUGUACUCUUGAUCUGAUAUGCAAGGAUAAGGAGCAGGCAGACUCUUGGUUUUUAGGCUUAAGAGCCUUGAUAUCCAGGUCCAACCUCCCUAAAUCUUCGAGUUUGUGGAGCCGCCGAGGAGCACAAACCUGUGUCAACAGUCCAGUUGGUUAUUCACGGAGAAAGCAAAUUGUAGGACUGCUGGAGGGUUCCAACAAAGUUUCUCAGGUGCAUAGCUUAUGUGGGAGUCCACAGUCAAUGAGGGAGAGGUGUCUUUCAGAUGCCUUGUCAUAUUCUUCUGGGAGCUUCUAUUCAUCCACACCAAGAACUUUGUCAAACAUCCAAACUGUAACGGAUAUUGAAUUUCCACAUUCAUUCUAUUUGGAGUCGGAUAAUGUGAAUGAAAAGAAAGAGUCUUACACCAGCACAGAAUGUCAUAGAAAUCUCCUUAAUGGGGUCAGUUCCCAUGCUCAAUACUUUUCGGCAUCAGACAAAAAUGAUAUUCUGAGGGAUGUGUUUCUAUGGGGUGAAGGGUUAGGAGGAAUUUUAGGGGGUGGUGUGGACAGAUAUGAUACAUCAAGUCAUGCUCAAUCUGAUUCUUUACUCCCCAAAUUAUUAGAAUCCACAAUGAUGUUAGAAGUGCGUAAGAUUUCCUUAGGAAGAAAACAUGCAGGCUUGGUAACCAAACAGGGUGAUGUCUAUUGCUGGGGAGAGGGGAGUGGGGGAAAACUUGGACACAAAACUAAUAUGGAUGUUUCAGAUCCCAAAAUUGUUGAAUCCCUUAAUGAAGUUCAUGUGGAAUCCAUUUCAUGCAGUGAACAUUACACAUGUGCUCUAACACUUUCUGGUGAACUGUAUACAUGGGGUGACAGUAGUCAUGAUGCUGGCUUCAUUGGGGAUAGGAGAAAUAGGAGUAAGUAUUUCCCACUUAGACUUUCUGGUCCAUUGGAUGGAAUACAUAUAUCAAGUGUUGCAUGUGGGGAAUGGCACAUGGCAAUUGUUUCUUCCUCUGGGCAAUUAUAUACAUUUGGAAAUGGGACAUUUGGGGUUCUUGGGCAUGGGAAUCUGCAAAGCAUUUCCCAACCGAAAGAGGUUGAAUCUCUGAAAGGAUUUAGGGUAAGGUUAGUUGCAUGUGGGCCAUGGCACAUGGCUGCUAUUGUGGAUAUCAUGGUUGAUCAUUUCAAGAAUGAUGUUCCCUGUGGAAAAUUAUUUACAUGGGGUGAUGGGGAUGAAGGAAGGCUUGGGCAUGCUGAUCUGGGAAAGAAGCUUCUACCUACCUGUGUUGCAAAACUCGUGGAUCAUGAUUUUGUUCAAGUAUCUUGUGGAACAUUGCUGACUGUUGGACUCACAGACACUGGUAUAGUGUAUACCAUGGGGAGUAAAGAGCAUGGGCAACUGGGGAAUCCACAAGCCAGAGAUAAAUCAAUCACAAUUGUGGAAGGCAAGCUCAAGGGAGAGUUUGUUAAGCAGGUCUCAUCAGGAUCAUAUCACGUAGCAGUCUUGACGUCAAGGAAAAGAGUUUAUACAUGGGGAAAAGGUGCAAAUGGCCGUCUAGGAUUAGGGGAUAUUGGAGAUAGAAACUCUCCAACAUUAGUGGAGGCCUUGAGAGAUAGACAAGUAGAAAAUAUUGCUUGUGGAUCCAGUUCUACAUCUGCGAUUUGCUUGCACAAAUUUAUAUCUAGUAGUGAUCAAUCAUUUUGUAAUGGAUGUAGAAUCGGAUUUGGGUUUACCAGGAAGAAGCAUAACUGUUAUAACUGUGGCUUUUUGUUCUGCCGUCCAUGUAGUAGUAAAAAGGUUAUGAAUGCAUCUUUGGCACCAAAUAAAAACAAGCCCUUUAGGGUCUGUGAUCCUUGUUACCAAGUGAGGAAUAAUGGACUUUCAGAUAGAGUAAUAAAAUUAGAGAACCCAAGCCCAAGACUGACUCUGUCUGCACGUAAGGCAUGCUCUGACUUGAAAGUAAGCAGGGGAGAAGCAACACUUACACAGGGUCCACUGUGUUCACCCAAACUAUCUAGUCAAGAGGAAGCAAAAUGCAUUGAGGGGCAAACCUUGUCAAAACCAGUUCGAAAUGAUCUCCCUCUUGAACCUAUUUCGCCUUUUUUAUCCAUGUUGCCAAGAUGGGGACAAGUCCCUAUACCCCCCUUAUUCAGCAGAUAUGAUAGAGAAAAUUUUCCAGCAUUUCACCAUAUCUCUGGAAAUGAAUCACCUGCUGCUCCAUCUGUGCACUCACAAAAGAAGCUCCAUGGAUCAAAAUCUACUUGUCUAACGGCUAUGGGUGUGAAUAAUGGCAUAUCUGAAUCAGAGAAGAUUCUUGCUGAUGAAGUUGAGCAUUUAAGGGCUGAGGUUAAUAACCUUGAAAAGCAGUGCCAAAUGAAAAGCAAGAAGAUAUAUGAAUAUCAGCUACAGAUUGAAGGAACUUGGUUAAUAGCAAGGGAGGAGGCUGCUAAACGUAAAGAUGCGAAGGAAGUUAUUAGAGCUUUAAAAGCAAGACUACAGGUUAUGUUGGGGAAACAUUCUACUGUAAGAGAAGCAAACACUUUUCCUGUGCUGGCUAAUGGAGCUGAUGUGCAUCUGCCUCAUACUCCAACCUGUGCAGAUAUUCCAGAUUUAGCUGUUAUGGACCCCCUGUUGGUUACCAAUCAAUUGCCUCCUGAAGUUGUAGUGCCUAGGGACAGGGUAAAUGGCCCAUGCUCACCUAUAUCAUCUUGUGAGACCCUAUCUAUUAUGUGUGCGAGGGACCUGUGUAACAGCUGCACUAGACCGGUGGAUGAUUCACAUUUUGCAAUCACAGAUUCUAGACAAACGAUCACUAAGACAGAGUGGGUAGAGCAAGAUGAACCUGGUGUGUAUAUCACAUUGAUGAGUUUACCGAGUAGACGAAAUGGAUUAAAGCGGGUGAGAUUCAGUCGGAAGAGAUACAAUAAAAAAGAAGCUGAGCAAUGGUGGAAGGAGAAUCAAUUAAGAGUAUAUGGAAAAUACGACAUCGAAAGUCAUAUCAGUCCGAGCACAAAAACGAUGGAAAUUUGAUA